AUUGAUCAACCGCUUCAGAGCCGCUCUCUGUAACCUCUCUCUGGAUAAGAUGUACCAUUAGAGACAACGACCUCCGCCAUCUGCUCCUUUGUCCCCUCUGUGGCUGGCCAAGAUGACCAUCGCUGUGGACUUUGAAGAAUGUCUGAAAGACUCGCUAAAGUUCAGAGCUUCAAUUGAAGGGGUAGAGACCGAGGUAACAGAGCUUGAAGUCAAACUCGAGAAGCUAGUGAAGUUAUGCAAUGCCAUGCUGGAAGCCGGUCGGACAUACAGCACCAGCGCCAGGCAGUUUGUCAAUGGGAUCCGGGAGUUGUCGGUAAACUGCAAGGGUGACGAAAUGAUAAGCGGGUGUCUGGAGAAGUUUUCACACAGUCUGAAUCAUAUGAUCGACCAUCACACGACCUUCAUCGAGGUGACUCAGAAAUCAGUCAAGCAGCAUUUGUCUAACUUCAUCAAGGAGGACGUGAGGAGGUUCAAGGAGACCAAGAAACACUUUGACAAGAGCAGUGAGGACCUGGAUAACGCACAGAAUAGAAACGCACAAGCACCUCCCAAGAAGCAGCACGAAGUGGAUGAAGCCACUAGCGGUCUCCAGCUAGCCCGCAGAUCCUUCCGCCAUGUAUCGCUGGAUUACGUGCUCCAGAUAAAUGUCAUCCAAGCAAAGAAGAAGAACGAGAUGUUACAGUUUAUGGUGUCGUUCAUGGACGCACAGUCCAGCUUCUUCACUCAAGGCUUUAAUACACUCAAGAACCUCGAAGUUUACAGGAAGCAGCUCGCAGAGCAGUUGCAUCAGCUCGUGCUGAACUCAGCCAGGGACAAGCGGGACAUGGAGCAGCGACAUGCAGCUAUCAAGCAGCAGGAUGUGUUUUACGAUGAUUUGGUGGUGGAGUUUAACAUGGAGGCCCCAAACGGUGUUGUUAUGGAAGGUUACCUGUACAAACGAGCCAGCAACGCCUUCAAAACCUGGAACAGACGAUGGUUUUCCAUUCAGAACAAUCAGCUGGUGUACCAGAAGAGGCUGAAGGAUAACCUAACGGUUGUAGUGGAAGACCUGCGCCUGUGCACGGUUAAGAGCGGUACAGACAGUGAGAGAAGAUUCUGCUUUGAAGUAGUAUCCCCCUCAAAGAGCUGCAUGCUUCAGGCUGACUCAGAGAAGCACCAGCAAAACUGGAUCCUCGCGGUGCAGUCAAGCAUCGCAACAGCCUUCAACGAGAGACGAGAGGACAGCUACUCGAAGUUGGAAAGGACUUCGUCUAUGUCUACAGGAGUCUUCGAUAUCCCUGAUGAAGUGAGACCAGACAAGAAGCAGGGCCUGGAACAGGUACAAGGCAUCCCUGGGAACGCUCAUUGCUGCGAUUGUAACGAAGCCCUGCCAGAAUGGGCCAGCAUCAACCUCGGCAUCACCCUCUGCAUAGAAUGUUCCGGAAUCCACAGGAGUCUAGGUGUCCAUUUUUCCAAAGUCCGAUCGCUGACUCUUGAUUCCUGGGAGCCUGAACUGUUGAAGCUGAUGUGUGAAUUGGGAAAUUCCACCAUUAAUGGAAUCUAUGAAGCUCGAAUCGAAGCGAUGACAGUGAAAAAGCCUCACCCUGGAUCCCCUCGGCAAGAGAAGGAGGCCUGGAUUCGAGCCAAGUAUGUGGAGAAGAAAUUUAUCCACAAGCUUCCAGAAAGUGGCAUCAGGCUCCGUCAGUGCAGCUUGAGGCGAAAUCAGCACACGAACACCUUGGAGAAAACCCAGAAACCAGAAAAACCACCAAAGCCUUUCCUGAAGCCAAGAGGGAAAACCUUGUCCUCCUGCCCAGAUGUGAAUGACAAAGGAACCCCAGGCGCCGGGAGCAAUGAGGACCUGCGAGACCUCCACCCGGGAGCCCUGCUUUACCGGGCUGCUGCACUCCAAAGUCUCCCAGUCAUGGCUGAUGCAUUGGCACACGGGGCCGACGUCAACUGGGUGAAUGCAUCAGAUGAGAAUAAAACUCCACUCAUCCAGGCCGUGACUCCGGGUUCGCUGGUGGCCUGUGAGUUCCUGCUACAGAAUGGAGCCAACGUGAACCAGAUGGACGUCCACAGCCGGGGCCCGCUCCACCACGCCACCAUCCACGGGCACACUGGCCUGGUGUGCCUAUUCUUAAAGCGUGGAGCUAGUCAAAGUGCAGUGGACGAGAAUGGCAAAAAUCCGAUUACAAUUGCCAUUGACACAGCAAACGCCGACAUUGUCACACUGCUGCGGCUGGCGAAGAUGAACGAGGAGAUGCGAGAAGCAGAGGGAGUCUUCGGGCAAGCGGGUGAUGAAACGUACAACGACAUUUUCCGAGAUUUCUCCCACAUGGCCUCAAACAACCCCGAGAAACUGAAACGCAAGAGCCAUGAACUCCGGACCUCGACGCUUUAAACAUCUCUGUCUGGCAGUCAACCAGGACGGCCGUGUGUGGCCCUUAUCAGGUGCACCCCCCCACCCUCCACCCCCUGCCCUCGCUCCCCCUCCCCCACCGCCCCAAACCAAACCCUACAGCACAGAGAGCGAAAAACAGGAAAGAUUGUUCCCCCUGACAUUGGUGUCCUUGUGGUUGUCCUGAUGAGUGCAAAACAAAAAACUUCAACAAAAUGUCUUUCAUCAGCAACGCUGGCAAAAGAUUAUCCGGCUGGAGUAGGUGAAUCAUUUUAAACAGUUCGAGGUCACAGUGAGGGGCCCAGAUCCCACACCGGUGCCUGGGGGAGCAUCUGCCCACCCCCCUCAAAUCACCUCACUGUGACUCCCCUGAUCUCCAAACUCUGGAAUUCCACAUUCCAGUCCUCAGCCUUCCUACCUACACAGUCCCGGAGCAUUGCAGGGCGACGUUGGCAGUUCGAUCCCCGUUAAUAUUAAUCGCCAAAAGGCCACAAACCCAAACAGAUCUUGGAUUCUGAAUGAAGUUAGGCGCAAUUUUCUCCCCUUUCCUUACCCCACAUACAGGACUAAGGUUGCCCAACUGAUUCGUGCCAAAGUAGAAUCUGUCAGAUUUAAAAAAUAAACUUCAGGAUUCCAGAGAAAUGUGUAAGGAAUUUGAGGCAAAGUUUGCAAUUGUGAUAUAGUUCGCUUUGAAAGAUUUUUUUUUAAGAGACGUUAGUUUUUAUUGAUAUAUUUAAUAUAAAGCAGAGCUUUGCUUGAGGCUUUGGAAAAAAAUAAACCUCCUUUUAAAAGAAA
This is a messenger RNA of Carcharodon carcharias (great white shark), 3175 nucleotides long. RefSeq names its product ArfGAP with coiled-coil, ankyrin repeat and PH domains 1 (gene acap1). The coding region runs from base 113 to 2383 and encodes 756 amino acids. Gene Ontology annotation, cellular component: cytoplasm. NCBI's taxonomy places the organism in Eukaryota, Metazoa, Chordata, Chondrichthyes, Lamniformes, Lamnidae. The transcript has 22 exons. The record is from RefSeq and is a predicted model, not a curated record. Gene Ontology annotation, molecular function: GTPase activator activity; protein binding.